ACAUCAAUUUCCGGCCAAAAAAACCCAUUUCUUUUUCCAAUGGCAGAAACUUCAGAAUCAUACCCACCGAUCGAACCGUCAAACUUCGAUCUCAUCGUCAUCGGCACCGGCUUACCGGAAUCCAUCAUCGCCGCUGCCGCUUCCACCGCCGGAAAAACCGUCCUUCAUCUCGAUCCAAAUUCUUUUUACGGCUCACACUAUUCCUCCCUCACUCUCACAGAGCUAACUUCCUUUCUCCAAUCUCAAAACCCUAACAACCAAUCACACUCCGCCACGUCAGACACCGACGUCCACGUCACCACCCGAUCCAUCUACUCAGAUAUCGAGAUAAAUACAUACGAUCAAAUUGUAAAUGAACAUUCUAGAAAGUUUAUUAUUGAUGUAUCAGGACCUAGGGUUUUGUUCUGUGCUGACGUGGCAGUUGAUUUGUUGUUGAAAUCUAGUGCUAAUCAGUAUGUUGAGUUUAAAAAUAUUGAUGCUAGUUUUGUUUGUGAUGAGAAUGGGAAGUUAGUUAAUGUUCCGGAUUCGAAAAGCGCGGUUUUUAGGGAUAAGAGUUUGAAGUUUAGUGAGAAGAAUCAGUUGUUUGGCUUUUUUAAACUUGUUCAAGGUCAUCUCGAAGCGGUUAAGGGCGGUUCGAAUGGUGAUGAUGAGAGGAUUGUUUCAAGUGAGGAUUUGGAAAGUCCGUUUGUUGCGUUUUUGGAUAAAAUGAAGUUCCCUGCCAAGAUUAAAUCGAUUAUACUCUAUGCGAUUGCCAUGGUUGAUUAUGAUCAAGAUGCUGGAGAGUCUUGUAAAAAUAUGAUCAAGACAAGAGACGGGAUUGACCGUUUAGCUCUUUACCACUCAUCAGUCGGAAGGUUUCCUAAUGCACUUGGUGCUUUGAUAUACCCCAUUUAUGGCCAAGGAGAACUAGCUCAAGCCUUUUGCCGCCGUGCUGCUGUCAAAGGGUGUCUUUAUGUUUUGCGGAUGCCUGUAAUAUCUCUAAUUCUGGACAAGGAUGGGGGGAACUAUAGAGGUGUCAAAUUGGUUUCUGGCCAGGAACUUACCAGCCAUCAGCUGGUAAUGGGUCCAUCAUUUACCAUAACAUCUUCACUGGUUAAAUCUCCUUCAGAAUCUCUCCAAGAAGCUUCUAAAGUCUUUGGUAUUGGAGAUGUCAGUGGCAAGUUGGCCCGUGGAAUAUGCAUCACAAAGAGCUCUUUAAAACCUGACAUAAUGAAUUGUCUUGUCAUAUAUCCUCCUAGAUCUCUGCAUCCUGAUCAGACUACAUCAAUUCGAGUUCUCCAGCUUGGGAGUAAUCUAGCUGUUUCUCCGUCUGGCAUGUUUGUUAUCUACAUUUCAGUUGUAUGUGAUGAUACACUUGAAGGCAAAAAGUUACUCCACACGGUGGUUAAAAGUCUUUUUUCAGUACGUGCCUCUGGUACAACUGAUAGCAAUAUUACUGAUCAAGCCGACAGUACAGAAGUGAAGCCCACUUUGCUUUGGAGUGCACUGUAUAUACAGGAUCUGAUUGAGGGUUCGAUGGGACCUGUGGUUACAACUCCUACCCCAGAUGGAAAUCUGAACUAUAGUGAUCUUUUGGGUGUUACUUCAAAGCUCUUUCAGAAGCUGUACCCUGAUGAUGAAUUUUUCCCAGAAACAAACAACUCAGAAUCAGUUGAUAAGCACGAGGAUGAUAAUAAAGAGUUAGAAUCCUAAUGAUGAUUUCUUCAAAUUUCAACAUUAUUAGUUGUGCUGGUUAGAAUAUUGACCUUUUUCAAGUUUAAUCAGUGGCAUAUAUGCAUAUAGUAUCCUUGUAACAGAUCUAGCCUCCAAUUACAGUCCGAUUAGAUUUGCGAGUUAUAAUGAUAGGGGUAAUUUUUGACACACACACACACACAGUAUAAUUUACAUAGAUGGACCCCAAACCCUAACCCUUAACUUCCUUUCCCUUCUUUUAACUGCUGCCACCGACACCAACAAUGGGGCAACCAAAAUAACAACCUAAACCAAUUUCCUGUAAGAUUAUGAAAUGGAUUUUGUAAAUCCUUGAAGCAAAACAAUUUAAAGAGUUUGCAAAAUGGGCAGCAAGAGUAGCGUGUGUAGCGUAAGAAAGGAAUCAAGUACGGGGAAUGCAAGAAGAUUUUAUGGGUUAGAAACUUAGAAUGAAGGAUUUUGAAGUGUUUUGUGUUUUUGUUAUAAUGUAAGUUUACAUACAUCACUGCUUUUGUAGGUUCAUUGAUGUAUGUUUAUAUUAGGUAUAUUAUGUGAGACAUCACUGCUUUUGUAGGUUCAUUGAUGUAUGUUUAUAUUAGGUAUAUUAUGUGAUUUUGAUUGUGUUUGGAAAUA
This is a messenger RNA of Erigeron canadensis, 2322 nucleotides long. Its product is annotated as rab escort protein 1. Gene Ontology annotation, molecular function: GDP-dissociation inhibitor activity. Gene Ontology annotation, biological process: vesicle-mediated transport; small GTPase-mediated signal transduction; protein geranylgeranylation. The transcript has 9 exons. Gene Ontology annotation, cellular component: cytoplasm; Rab-protein geranylgeranyltransferase complex; nucleus. The record is from RefSeq and is a predicted model, not a curated record. Lineage: Eukaryota; Viridiplantae; Streptophyta; Magnoliopsida; Asterales; Asteraceae. The coding region runs from base 40 to 1692 and encodes 550 amino acids.